Daphnia carinata is the source of this 1876-nucleotide messenger RNA. Its product is annotated as homeobox protein HEX homolog pha-2-like. Gene Ontology annotation, molecular function: RNA polymerase II cis-regulatory region sequence-specific DNA binding; DNA-binding transcription factor activity, RNA polymerase II-specific. The transcript is spliced from 4 exons. Lineage: Eukaryota; Metazoa; Arthropoda; Branchiopoda; Diplostraca; Daphniidae. Bases 341 to 1243 code for a protein of 300 amino acids. Gene Ontology annotation, biological process: regulation of transcription by RNA polymerase II; cell differentiation. The record is from RefSeq and is a predicted model, not a curated record.
ACGAGUUGAGAUGGCGGGAAAAGGGCCACUUCAAACAGGAUAUAUGCGGCCGAUUGAUAACGAUAAUAUCCUGUUCUAGCUUGCUCCUAUACACAAGGACUUCUAACACGUUGGCUACAUCACAACACACAUACGCAUUUUUGUUUCAUUACGAAAAGAGACGAUACAGAACGAACUGCUCUGCAUAACGUUAUUAGCCAAUGUGUCCUCAUCGCGUAUAGUCACUCGUGAAACGCGUAACGUGAUCUGUAUUUGAAAAAGAUUUCACGACGUUGGGUCUUGUCCGACACUUGUUUGUUUGCUGCAUCUCUUUUUCUUUUACGUCCUCCAGCUCAUUUCCAUGUUAACAAUGGCCAGCAAGUCGUUUACCAUCGAUCACAUUCUUCACGGUCAUUCUACCACCGAUUCAGAGGCUUCCGUCGGCGAAACUGUUUAUCCUCAGUCGCAACAUUACGUUCCUUAUUGGGCGGGUGAUUCUUAUUGCCCGUCGUCCAGUUGGCCCGUUCAGAAUCCAAUGUCUGCGGCCCUUUGGCUGCCUCAACAAGGACAACCACAUCACGCUAUGCCCGUCGAUCUUUCAACAGGAACUCAACGUCUGUCUCACCUGCAAACGAAUUCAGAGGCGGCAACGCCAAACCUGACGCCUCAAUCGUCCAUGUUCAACGGCAGCAGCAAUUGGAUGAUUCCGUCGGCGGCCAUGGCCGGAUGUUGGACAAGCACAAGCAGCCCUGAACUCUUGUCUUAUUCCCAUCACCACGGUUUAUCAACGCCAUUGACUUCCACAUCAAUCCCUUCGCCAUUCUUCUUGACUCAUCAGCAUCCGCAUCAAGCGGCCAUCCGUUUGGCUGCUGUGGCAGCCCGGCGUCAUCGCCACAUGCCCAUUUUGCAUCAACAGGCGACCAGAAAAGGCGGCCAAAUCCGUUUUACUCACCGCCAAAGUCAUUGCUUGGAAGAGACCUUCAGUUCGACCCGUUAUUUAACGCCCGGCCAACGCAGAGCGCUGGCCAAUAAACUUUCACUUAGCGAACGUCAGGUGAAAACGUGGUUCCAAAAUCGACGAGCCAAGUGGCGCCGAAGUCGCAAGGGAGAAAAGCUUUUGAUGAACGUGUUACCGAAAAUCGAUAACCAGGCGACAAUCGACGUCUUUGACGACGAAGAGGAGGAAGACGACGACGAGUUGGAGUUUAGUAGCGAAGACGAGAAGAAGAAGCCAACUGCGAUCAACAACAAGCACAAACAGUAGUCAAUUGGAUUUUCAGGUUCAACUGAUGACAUCCAACAGAGAAGUGUGUGCUGACUCCGAAGGUGAACGCAACCACUUCACGCUAAACGGAACCCCAUGACUUCGGGGGACAGAGAAACGAUUAGAAGGCACUUUUUCUUUCUUAAAUGCGGCAUGGCAAAUCUCCACGUCGUUUCACUCCGGCCAUGUCGCCCUUCUAUAUAGAAACAGUGUCGUAUGCGAAGCUCUUCGGAGGACCAGUAUAAAUAAGGCUACCAUAUAUCGGCCUGCUGAAAACACGAGAAUGGCUUCAGUUGUAUCGUACAAGACGACGGUGGGGGAGAAAGCCACCACCAGUCAAACUGAUAGAAGACCUAGUUGUGUCAUGUGUAACGGGUAAAACCUGUUUUUUUUUGUAUUUUUAUUUUUUUGCAUGAGAGUUGUCGUAAAAGCUCAAACAGCUUUUACACUCGAAAAUAAACACGAGGUAUUGCCUCCCCGCUACUCACGCCCACCCAACUUAUCACUCUCAACAAGGCUUCCAUAUUUACCCUAUUAUAAACCCUGUACAGACGUAUUCAAAUAGUGAUCAAUGUCAAUUUUGAAAAGAUCAUCUGUGAUAAUUGUAUUCGUUAAUACAUGUUUCAAACAACA